Syzygium oleosum is the source of this 1132-nucleotide messenger RNA. Its product is annotated as zinc finger transcription factor YY1-like. Gene Ontology annotation, molecular function: RNA polymerase II cis-regulatory region sequence-specific DNA binding; DNA-binding transcription factor activity, RNA polymerase II-specific. Bases 84 to 770 code for a protein of 228 amino acids. Gene Ontology annotation, biological process: regulation of transcription by RNA polymerase II. Gene Ontology annotation, cellular component: transcription regulator complex; PcG protein complex. The transcript has 3 exons. NCBI's taxonomy places the organism in Eukaryota, Viridiplantae, Streptophyta, Magnoliopsida, Myrtales, Myrtaceae. The record is from RefSeq and is a predicted model, not a curated record.
UGUAUUGCAGAAAUUUUUGGAUGGUUCGAAAUUAAAAAGGCACUUUCUUAUUCACACUGGGGAAAGAGAUUUUGUAUGUCCUUAUGAAGGCUGUGGCAUUUUCCCUGGAUUUCAACUUGAGGUCCCACAUGAAAACACACUCUCAAGAGAACUAUCAUAUUUGCCCAUACUCAGAUUGUGGAAAGAGAUAUGCUCACGAGUACAAGCUUAAGAACCACAUUGCAUCGCAGCAUGAAAAGAAUGCGGCAGUUGAGGUGACGAAGUACACACCACCUCCGGAGAAGAUCACUACUAAAGCUUCUAAGCCUUCCAGUGGAGCUUAUGGGUCGGCAUCAUCUGACCGCCCUUAUGCUUGUCCGUAUGAGACGUGUGACAAGGCUUACAUUCAUGAGUACAAGCUCAAACUUCACUUGAGAAGAGAGCAUCCCGAGUACAUGGCUGAUGAGAAUGCUGAGAAUGCCACACGCAAUGCAGAUCAUGAAAUGGACGAAGCUAGUGAUCAAGAAAAUUACAGCAGAAAGCGCACCAACGGGAAAAGCCAGAAACAAAGCAGACAGAAACCAAACUUGAAGACGCCCCCAGCAAAGUCCACUAAGAGGAAGGGUGCUGUCAGCCCUACUCCCGUAGCUUUGAAUGUGGCGAAGAAACCGUGGCCAGUUAAAGAAGACAUACACGAGGAAGAAGAUAGUGAAGAGACGGAAGAGGACCAAGAGAAUGUGGAGCGAUGGAGAUAUGCAGAAAACAAUGAGGACGACGAUGACCGAGUAUGAAGACUAGCGAGCUUUCUGCAGCAACAUAUGUAUUUAGAGGAAGGAUGGGUUUAUGAGGAGACGAGGAUAUCAAGAUUAGACCUAGAGGAUGCUGCCAUUAGCUCCACUGUGAAGCUCGAUUGCACUCUCUCUCCAUUACUCGCGGUUCCUCAAUGAGCCGCAUUCAUGUGUCAAAACAAAUCUGCAGCAGCAUUGUCGUAGGAAUUUUUUGACUUAAAUGGAUAGUGCAUAGAACCCUAACUAUGAAACCCAGCUAACGGCCAAACUGAGAUUGUGUCCAUCAGCAAAAAUUGUUUUCGUAGACGGUCCAGGGGAUUGUUCUGAAUCAAAUGAAAGCAAGGGAGGAUUUCGUAUUGGGAGUA